AAGCGCGAGGCGACGGAGGGAAAGUUGUGCUGCUCAGACUCUGGAGGAUCACCGUUCAACGAACGAGGAGCGAAUUCACGCACCAUGAACACUGUCGCUUGAGAAAAGGAAGAGUGCUGUAAACUUACAAUCAUGUUUUGGACUAUUUUGUUGCCAUAUUGUGUGACUUUUGUGCUGGGAAAUAAGCCAGACGAACGAAUACCUUUCUUCCACGGGCAUGUGUUUGAGAACUCUCCACCUGGCUCAAAAGUGAACGGACUGAGUAUCCCGGUGAAGCGGAUCGAUCCGCAGCGAUGGUGCUCCAAGUCCGGGAUGCACCUGAAACUCCUGGGGGACAGGAGUGAAGAUUUCCAGGUCUUCGCGCACCACAAGCGAGGACACAUCUUGCUGAAAACCUCUAACGUUCUCGAUCGAGAGGAGCGCGCUGAGUAUCUCCUCAGUCUGGCGCUGUGCUGUCAGAGCUGCGCUUCAGCCGUGCGCGUCGUGGCCGAAGUUGCUUCAGUUAAAGUGGACGUGCUCGACACGAACGACCACGAGCCCACUUUCCAACACGCAGACGUCAAAAUAACUUUGGACGACGCCACGGCCCUGAGGUCGGUGGUGUACACGGUGAAAGCGGAGGACAUCGACAGCGGCAAAAACGCCGAGCUCAUAUACUACGCGCUUCCUAGAAACGGCAGUUUCUAUGUGGUGCCCAAAACCGGCGACAUCCUCCUCGUGGACUCGAUUCUGGGUCUCGCGCAGCCCAUAAAGUUCAGCGUGUUUGCGCGAGACCACGGCUGGCCCGCUCGGACCAGUCAGAAUAUGGAUGUAGAGAUCAGUCCGCGCCAAUGGCCAGCCCUUCCUCAGAUCGAUAACGGACUCUCGAGAAAGUCCCGCUCCGUGCCGGAGCCGGUGCUUAUCACCGUGUCCGAAGACGCGAGUAUCGGCUCCGUCAUAAUGAAUCUACACCCGGUGAGGUUUCAGUCCGCCAGUUUUGAGCUGAUUCACCCGGACGCGGAUAACUCUCCCGUCACUGUGAGUCGGGACAGCGGAGAUUUGGUUAUAUCAAGACGGCUCGACCGAGAGACGCAGCCGCUAGUGGAGAUAACUGUAAAAGUACAAGAUAAGCGAGGUCCUGACUGGUAUACAGUGAGAGUGGAUUUGACGGUGAUGGAUGUCAAUGAUAAUGCCCCAGAAUGGACGAUGGUCCCUUUCCCCUACCUGAGUGUGGUCUCUGUUAAUGCCCCACCAAACACUCUAGUCUACAAGCUUCAAGCCAGAGAUGGUGAUGAGGGCAUCAAUGGAGAGGUGGAAUACUUCCUGUCUGAUGGAGGUGACGGGAGAUUUGAGGUGGACAGGAAGAACGGUUAUGUGCGGAUGACAGGCCUCCCCCUGCAGAGAGACAGAGAAUACCAGCUCACAGUGGUGGCUGCUGAUCGGCAGGGCAGCCGCAGUCCUCCCGCUGUAGUGUCCAUCAUCGCUGGCCCUAGAGCUCCUCAAUUCACCAACGUGUCUUAUACAAUUUCCAUACCAGAAAAUACACCAGAAGGCCAACCCUUCCUUGUCACUCCAGCAGUGUCCUUCCAAAAACAGCCAGUAACUUACAGCCUGCUCAUCAAUCCCAGCAGUCUUUUCAGCAUGCAGCCAGAGACAGGGGAGAUCAGCCUGACCCGUACUAUAGACUAUGAGAGUGACCAGCACCGCUACCUGCUGCUGGUGCGGGCCAGUGAGAAUCAGGACAGUCUCAGCAGUGCUGCCGAGGUGCGAGUGAUCAUCAUGGAUGAGAAUGACUGUGUUCCAGAAUUCCAGCAGUCCAUUUAUAGCAAAGACGGUGUCCCUGAGACAGUCACGACCGCAACGUCACUUCUGCAGGUAUCAGCCAGCGAUUGCGAUUCGGAGCAGAAUGCAGAGAUCACAUACUACACGCUUAGUCCAGAUUUCAUCAUUUCAGCCCAUGGCACCAUAUUCCCGGCAGGCCCUCUGGAUUACGAGAGGCCCAACCACCUGUAUGAAUUCGUAGUGAUGGCGGUGGAUAAGGGCGAGGUGCCCCGCACCGGCACGGCCACUGUGCGUCUUCGUAUGGCCAAUGUCAACGACGAGCCUCCGGAGUUCUCGCAGCCUGUGUAUCAAACCUUUGUCUCUGAGGAUGCAGGGCCCAACACUCUGGUUGCAACGGUGCUGGCCAAGGACCCAGAUGGAGAUGGGAUUGCAUACAAAAUUACAGCAGGCAAUGAGGAGGGCAACUUUGUCAUCGACAGCCAGAAAGGAUUGAUCCGUCUCCGCUCCAGCCCGUCUCCUAGACUUCAGGGAGUAAAGUACGUCCUGAACGUUACGGCAACAGAUGAUAACGCCUCCGGUGGGCCGCAGUCACUCUCCGCCAUUGCCCAGGUCAUUGUAGGAGUUGACGAUGUGAACAACAACAAACCUGUGUUUGAAAAGUGUGCCGAGUAUAAAGAGAAGGCAUCAGUUCUGGAAAAUAAGCCAGUGGGAACAUUUGUGCUGCAGGUCCAUGCAGAUGAUGCUGAUGAAGGAGCCAAUGGAAAAGUCACAUAUGGUUUUAUGCAUAAAGACAGCACGGUUCCUGCCUUCAGCAUUGAUCCAGAAACAGGUGUUAUUGUAACUGCUAUGACGUUUGAUCGGGAGAGGCAGAGAGAGUAUGCAGUAACAGUGACGGCCACGGACCAAGCGGCGGACCCCCUCAUAGGCAUCUGCCAGCUCAACAUUCUUAUCCUCGACGAGAAUGACAACAGCCCCAAAUUUGAGAACUUUCGCUACGAAUACUUCUUACGCGAAGACACCAUGACCGGGACCAGUUUUCUGCGAGUGGCUGCACGUGAUGAUGAUUACAGCACUAACGCGGCCAUCACUUACUCCAUGACCGAGGAGCAGCCGGAGUAUCUGCGAGUCAAUCCACUCACAGGCUGGAUCUACGUAAACCAGCCAAUCUCGCAGAGGACCUACAUCAGCAGGCAGAUCAUCGCUACAGAUGGAGGGAAUCGGAGCAGUUCAGUCGAGCUGGCAGUCACCAUCACCAAUGUGAAGAACCAGCCUCCACAGUGGGAGAAGGACAAAUAUGAGGUCGUCAUACCUGAAAACACUGUCAGAGACACUCCAGUUGUGACUAUCAAGGCCACUUCUCCGCUGGGUGACCCGAGGGUGACUUAUAACUUGGAGGAUGGAUUGGUGCCAGAAAGCAACAUGCCUGUUCGUUUCUACCUAACCCCGAAUCGUGAAGAUGGCUCUGCCUCUAUACUUGUCACAGAGCCCUUGGACUAUGAGACCACCCGCAACUUCAUGCUUAGGGUUCGAGCUCAGAACGUGGCUCCUGUGCCCCUGGCGGCCUUCACUACUGUUCACAUAAACAUCACAGAUGUCAAUGACAACGUUCCAUUCUUCACCUCCUCCAUAUACGAGGCAUCUGUGACCGAAGGGGCAGAAAUUGGAACUCUGGUUCUACAAGUGUCAGCCAAUGAUCUUGACCUGGGACUGAAUGGGAAGAUCUCAUACUCUCUACUGAAUGACCGUAGUGGAGACUAUCAGUACUUCCGCAUUGAUCCUGAGCUGGGAACCAUCUACACAGAGGCUGUGUUUGAUCGAGAGACCAAGGGAUCCUACCUUUUGGAAGUGAAGUCAGUAGAUGGCUGGGAAUCAGCCAGGCCAGGGAAGCACGGACAGCCCAACUCAGAUACGGCGUAUGUGCGUAUUUUCAUCAGCGACGUGAAUGAUAACAAGCCAGUGUUUGCGCAGUCCGUGUAUGAGGUUGACGUGGAUGAGGAUGCUGACGUGGGCUCCACCAUCCUCACUGUCAGCGCUAAUGAUGAAGAUGAAGGUGCUAAUGCCAAAUUGCGCUACCAGAUUACAUCAGGCAAUGUGGGAGGUGUUUUUGACAUGGAGCCCGAGGUGGGAACCAUCUUCAUCGCCCAGCCGCUGGAUUAUGAACAGAACAAGCUCUAUAAGUUGCACGUCUUGGCGUCUGAUGGGAAGUGGGAAGAUUAUGCUACUGUAAUAGUCACCAUUGUGAAUAAGAACGACGAAGCACCUGUGUUCUCUGUGAACGAGUACUAUGGCAGCAUGACAGAGGAGCUGGACGGUUCUCCUGUCUUUGUGUUGCAGGUAACAGCAUCUGACCCAGAUAAGGAUGCUGACCAGGAGGCCUUGAGAUAUUCCCUUCAUGGUCAAGGUGCUGAGAGCGAGUUCAUCAUUGACGAGGUGACGGGGAAGAUUUAUGCUCAGAUAACAUUAGACCGCGAGGCCCGGGCAGUGUGGCGUUUUGUGGUCCUGGCCACAGAUGAAGGUGGUGAGGGACUAACAGGAUUCACCGAUGUCAUUAUCAACGUGUGGGACAUAAACGACAACGCUCCUCUUUUUGCUUGUGCCCCGGACAAUUGCAAUGGCGACGUGACUGAGAACUCCCCGCCUGGCACUUCCGUCAUGGAGAUGACAGCCACUGAUCUGGAUGAUGCAGCUGUCGGACAAAACGCAGUGUUGGCCUAUAAGAUCGUAGGUAAUGCCGCCCUUAAUGGCGCUAAUAGAGGAGCAGAUGUUUUCAGCAUCAAUCCCGCUACUGGGACGGUUUCAGUGGCAAUGUCUGGUCUGGACAGGGAGCAGACCGACUCGUAUAUCUUGGUGGUGGAAGCACGAGAUGGUGGAGGUAUGAUAGGAACGGCCACCGCCACUAUACACGUGACAGACGUCAACGACCACGUCCCACAUUUCCUGGACCGCUCGUGCUCCAUACGCAUUCCUGAGAGCAGUGAGCCCAACACACCAAUCAUAGAGCUUGCCGCAGAGGAUGCAGAUGCUGGAGAGAAUGGCCAGCUGACCUUCAGUGUGGUGGCCGGUGAUCCCGAACAGAAGUUUUACAUGGUGAGCCAUCGACAGGAGCAGCGCGGGACCCUUCGUCUCAAGAAGCAUCUGGAUUACGAAAGACCGGGCGAGCAACGCUUCAACCUCACCAUCAAAGUGGAGGAUAUGCAGUACUCCAGCUUGCUUCACUGCACGCUAGAGGUCGAAGACUGCAACGACCACGCGCCAGUCUUCAUUCCUCACUUUCUACAGCUUCCUGCCGUACGAGAGGAUGUCGCUCCAGGAACCAGCGUGGCAAGUGUGGCUGCCACUGAUUUGGACUCGGGGUUGAAUCGCGAGAUCACUUAUAGCAUUGCUCCGGAGUCUGAUCCGUACCAUCUGUUUUCUGUGGACCAGUCGGGGUUGGUCACUGUGGCUAGUGAGCUGGACCGGGAAAAGGUCGCACAGCAUCACUUGGUUGUACUUGCGACAGACCACGGCACAGCACCGUUGACUGGCACUGCAACUAUCCAGAUGGCUCUGCUGGAUGUCAACGACAACGGCCCUGAGUUUGAGGCUGUGUACGCACCAAUAGUGUGGGAGAACGUUUUGGGCCCGCAGGUUGUGCAGCUUAACCAGAGCUCCACGUUAUUGAGAGCCGUGGACCAAGAUUCAGAGGAGAACGGCUCACCCUUUUCCUUCUCUGUGCCUCUGGAGUAUCGUUACAGCAAUGAUUUCCACCUGCAGGAUAAUGGGAAUGACACGGCCACCAUCACCACACUGAGAGCAUUCGACAGGGAAAGACAGAAAGAGUUUCUACUACCUGUCAUCAUGACCGAUAGCGGCAGUCCACCGAAGACCGUCACAAACACCCUCACUAUCACCAUCGGUGACGAGAAUGACCACGCCCACAUAGCUGGACAAAAGAAAGUGUUCAUCAACUGUCACAGAGGUAAUGGCUUUAACCUUAUAAGCAUUUAUUUUAUCCUGAACAAGCGGACAGGGUUCCUCAUCAUAAAGGAGAACGCUCCUCCUGGGAGUUAUGACUUUCAGGUUCGAGUGUCAGAUGGGGUGUGGCCGGAUGCCAUCUCUAGCGUGAAGGUGAAUGUGAAAGAGCUACGGGACGAUGCCAUCUACAACUCAGCCUCUUUGAGAUUAGCAGACAUCUCCGCCACAGAGUUCAUGGAACGCCGUAGCAAUCUGAAGAGCAAGUACGAGCUGCUUGGCGACUUCCUGUCAGACAUGCUGUCUGUGGGGGCAGACGACAUCAACAUUUUCAGUCUGGUGGAAGUGCGGCACAGGACUCUGGAUGUGAGGUUUUCCGUUCACAGCACGCCGUUCCUCAGGGUUGAGAGAGUCCAUGGAUACCUUGCAGCUCAUAAACAAAAGCUCCAGUCUUUUCUUCAAGUGAACGUGACCCAGGUUCAUGUAGAUGAGUGUGUGGAUGCAGACUGUCGGGGAGGAGGGGGCUGCACCAGCCAUCUGAGCGUGACUGACAAGCCGGCGGUGGUCGACUCAGGCAGCAUGGCUCUGGUGUCAGUGACUGUGGAAACCACAGCUGUCUGCAGUUGCUCAGCACGUGAACACCUCCACCAGAGCUGCUCUGUCUAUCCCAGAAAAACCUGCCACAAUGGAGGAGUCUGUGUGGACACGCAGAGUGGAUACAGAUGCCAGUGCCCGGCUCAGUUUGAGGGACCCGAGUGCCAGCAGACAAAACACAGUUUCCAUGGCAACGGCUAUGCUUGGUUUCCCCCUAUAAGGCCAUGCUUCGAGAGCCACCUCUCACUGGAGUUCAUCACAGAGGUGGCAGAUGGCUUGCUGCUCUACAGCGGACCCCUCUCCCAGCUUCAGCCGUGGGAGCCGGAGGACUUCAUGGCCAUAGAACUGAUCGACGGCACCCCCACCCUGAAAAUUAACCACGGCUCGGGUACAUUGGUCCUGCAGUUGCCGGGCAACGUGAACGUAGCGGAUAGACUGUGGCACAGACUGGACGUGAGGAGCAACAGCAAAGAGGUUCGUUUUACACUUGACCGCUGCGCAGGAGCCACUAUCAUGGAGAUGGAGGGAGUGGGCAGCUGGCUAACUACUGAAGACCACACUUCCUGUGAAGUUACUGGCAUCACACCAAAUAUGGACAAGCAUCUGAACAUGACACAGGUGCUUCAGCUAGGAGGAGUGAAUGAGAACCUGCCAUAUAUCUACCCUCAACUACAACACAAGCACUUUACUGGCUGUAUCCGAAACCUCAUUGUGGACAGCAAGUUUUAUGACCUCGGUUCACCAGCUGACUCCUCUGGCAGUGCUCCGGGAUGUCUGAUGACGGACAAUAGCUGUGUGAACAUGGGUUUUCCUUCCUGCGGGACCCGGGGGCGCUGCCAUGGAGAGUGGGGUUCCUUCAGCUGUCAGUGCAUACCUGGGUACAGCGGGCAUCAGUGUGAAAAGGAGGUCCCGGAGUAUUCAUUUGAUGGAAGGAGUCACAUACACUUUCAGCUGGCCUUCACGCUCCCGGCCAGACACACGCAGGUUCAGGUCCUGGUCCGGACACGCAAACAUAGCAGCUCUAUCCUCAGCCUGCUGUCUAAAGAACAGAAUGAAUAUCUCAAACUGGAGAUCUAUCAGGGUCUGUUAAGUGUCUUCUACAACCUUGGUGAUGGGGACUUCAACUUGACAAUGCCCUCUUAUCGUUUAGACAAUGGAGAGUGGCAUGACAUUCACUUAGAUCGGCAUGACAAUGAGUUGACCCUGCGUCUGGAUGGCGGGGGAGGACGGCGAGAGGUCACGGGAUCGCCGGGUCGCAGUCGGGAGAUUGUUAUUGAUCCCGCUGUGGUGAUGCUGGGCAACUCGUUCCCCUCAGGACACAACAAGAGCUUCCAAGGCUGUAUGCGGGACCUGAGACUCAAUGGGCGGUUUAUUCCUCUGGACGGUCAGGCCAGAGAGGGGGUAUCGUUGGUCAGUUCUCAAGGUGUGUCUCUGGGUUGUUCCUCUGACUCCUGCCGGAAAAACCAAUGUAGUCCCCCCUUUACUUGCGUGGACCUGUGGAGAAUCUAUGAAUGCAGGUGUCCCCCAGGUCACAUGGUCAAGGCAAACUCCACUGGUAAAUUCUGUGUGUACACGCUCUGUGCCAGCCGCCCAUGUCACAGGGGCACUUGUGUGGCACAGUCUCCCUCCAAAUUCACAUGCCACUGUCCAGAGGGCUACCGCGGCCGGCACUGUGAGGUGACGCUGGCCAUCUACCGAGAUGACGUGGGCCUCAGUUUCAGCUCCCUCUUUGCCAUAUGCAUCUGCUUUAUGGCCCUACUAGUUGUCAUUGUGGGUGUCCAAAACCAGUUUAAGACGGCGCCCUUCGACUCGCUGCAGGUCUUCUCCACCGAGGGGGGUGGGUCGCUGGCCGGGUCACUGAGUUCCUUCAGCUCCGCUGGGCUGGAAGAGGGAACGGCGGCGGGUCACGAGUGUUUGAAAGAGUGGGGGCCGCGCUUCGAGAAGCUGAAAGCCCUCUACGAGCGGGCCGAGGGCAGUGACCUCUAAGGAACUGCCGGGAAGAGUUCCUGCAGCGUGAGGAGAGGAGGGAGACCACCAAAGACUUGUCUAAAAACCAGAGGGAUUUUUAUUACGCCGAAAAUUCCUACGCUUUGGCUUCCUCUGGAUGCAUUACUUCAUGCGAGACACUCUCUCUGCCUAUGGAGGUGGGUGACAUUUGGGACUCUCAAUGAGUAGCAAAUGGGAAGUGCUAAUCCAGGACACCACAAGUUGUGGUCAUGGCAGAUUUUAAGCCCAGAACGGGCAUCUUUAUUAAAGUGAUUUGCGGAUGACAAUGAUUUUAGUGGAACCAUUUGUUGUCUUUGUGACUAUCACUGGCGGAGCGCUUUGGACGUGUUCUAUAUGUCUGUAUGUUCUAUAUGUUCUUAAAUAAAAGAAAGACGGGAAGAAAAAUAAACUGCUGUGCUCAGAUGCGACUAGGAAGGGGUUUGUCCUCCUCCUUCACGGGCCACAUUCUGAAAUCAGUUCACCACUUGUUCUGUCAGGGUGGCCACUUGUGUUCAUCAAUCAUAACUUCAUACUUGGAUACUGUUGAUUUUUUUUUCUAUUUGCUCGGCCCUCCGCUUAGAUUCUAUUCACGAGGAUGCGAGGAUGAAAGAGGCAGUCUGCGGGAAAAAAAGACCAAUAAAAACUGAAGAUGAGUGAAAAACACUGAGGAAAAUGAAACAGAAAGCAGCCUUAUUGUUUGGCAUUUUAGGAGACAUUCCUUGGGAAUACAAAUUGUGUCCUCUCUUUCUAGCCAAAAAGGAGCGAAGGAACGGCUGGAAUAAAAAUGUGGCUGAGGCACGAGGCACAAGGCUGAGUGGCUGGCAUGAGAUGGAAGUUUUCUGUAGCUGAAAACUAUCGAAAACUCUCUUGGCUCUCACGGUUUGCUGAGCGGUAGCAAUCAGAGUUUGCCAAGCUAAAGAAUAGCCAUUAAGACAAAUGAACGAAUGUGUGUGUUGUUCCAUGCUAUCAACUCAAACGUGAUAUCGAGCUCUGCUGGAGGAGCUUUCAACACUGGAGUGAGCUUACAGUCCAGUUUGCUUCCUUUUGAAAGUAUUGUAUUAUUAACCAAACCAGCUUACUCAACUGUAUUGUCAUUUCCUGUUCUACUAUAAAUAACCCCUUGUAUCCCAUCACAUUAUUCGGCACUGCAGUGAAAGAAAUGGGCCUCGGCACCAGGUGCAUUCUGGGAAUGGCGGGCCAGCGGUUUCAGACCCUGAGCACCUCCCAUGUAACAUGUUUAAUGGGCUUGUGAACGCAUGUGGUGAGGCUGCAUGGGGUGAAGGAAAAGCAAGGCAAGCUUGUGUGUGUGCAAAUGGAAUAACUAAAAGUCUCCCCCAGUGAGGCCUCAAAUGCCAACCUUGUAUUUUAUGCAUUUUAAGGCAAUGUUUUUUGCCCUCCUUUUAUCAUUUUGGUUUUUUUUUCUCCGGAGAAUGCCGUAUGUGGAGCAUGACAGGCUGGCUGAGGAGAGUGGAGCGAGUAGGAGUGUGUUAAAAAACAUCAGAGUGCUAAUCCUAAUGUGAACGGAUCACUCACUGUCAUGCUGUGAACCAAAGGAUCAUGGGAGUUGGAAAACUUGAUGGAGAAGUCAUCACUCUUAUUACGGAUCUCAAAAAGUGCCAAUAUUUCCAAAGGCAGCAACAAGAGUAUUAAAAAAGGUUUCCAAGUCGAAGCUAAGAAAUAUAGCUGGAAGUGCAAUGCUUGCUAUUUCAUUGAGUUAAAAAGAGGUCAACGGGAUUGGCGCUUGAAGUCAUCCUUGUAAGGGGAUUGGGGAGGAUCCAGUGCGAGGUGAGAGUAUUCAUGAAUGAAGCAUGAUGGGCUCUGUCUUUGAAUCACAUAAAUCCUUAUCUUACAAAACCAAUUCCUCUCCAAUUUUGAACCAAGGCCACCUGUUUAUUUGUGUGGUGAAUAUAUACUCUAUUUUGUGAAACAAUGUUUUUACCUCAUUUGUGCAUAUCAAAACAAAGUAAUUGCUUUUUAAAAAUAUAUAUA
Molecule: messenger RNA, 10281 nt
Organism: Sinocyclocheilus anshuiensis
Lineage: Eukaryota; Metazoa; Chordata; Actinopteri; Cypriniformes; Cyprinidae
Product: neural-cadherin
Exons: 32
Coding region: 133-8292 (2719 amino acids)
Biological process (GO): adherens junction organization; calcium-dependent cell-cell adhesion; cell-cell adhesion mediated by cadherin
Cellular component (GO): adherens junction; catenin complex; plasma membrane
Molecular function (GO): cadherin binding; calcium ion binding; beta-catenin binding
Source: RefSeq, a predicted model, not a curated record